AUGCCUGAAACUGAGUCGGAUUCAGAGGAUGACACAGGACCUAGGCCGGAGAGUGAUGGUAUGGGGGAAGAGCGUAGUGAGGUUGGUUCGCAUCGGGCUGCUAACCGUCCGGCUCCAGCUGGUCGGGUUAGAGCACUGCAUCCGUUUACGGCUGCGAUUAUGGAGGAACAGGUCCCGGACCGAACGUUCCCAGCUUUGGAAAAAUAUGACGGCUCGGGCGAUCCGGAGGAGCAUUUGAGGUCCUUUGUGGACGCAAUGACUAUAUAUUCACCUAGGGAGAAUGUGUGGUGCAGGGUCUUUUCUUUAUCAAUAAAAGGAGAAGCUUUAGCCUGGUUCCACUCAUUGAAACCACGAACCAUCAAUAGUUUCGCAACAUUGAGGGACAUGUUCGAACGCCAGUUUUCGGCGGGACGAGCGCGGAAUCUGACGUAUCUGGAAUUAACCAAUAUAAAGCAGGAAAAAGGAGAAAGUCUUAGGGUUUUCAUGGACAGGUUCAACCGAACCGCGCGGCAAGUAAGGGGGGUGGGCAAGAAGUUUACCAUCAGUACUUUGGCGACCGCAUUGAGACCCUCCCCGUUCGCUGAUAACCUGUUCGCUGAGCCCCCAUUAACCCUGGACGAAUUACAAGAAAGGGCCGCUCGUUUCAUUAGAAUUGAAGAGAUGAGGGCGGUCCAGCGAAGGCAACAGGAGCAGGGGACGAGCGCGGGGCAAGAGAAGAAAGAAGUCAAGAAACCGUUCGUCCCAAACGAACGGCCAAAGGGCCAGAAAUUUAGAGAUGGCCCUAGGGGAGGAAGGUACGACCAAUACACCCCAUUGAACGCACCAAGAAUGAGGGUACUGGAAGAAGCUCUGAGUUCGGAUCUCUUGAGGGUGAGACCAUCUAAGUCAUCACUGAAGGCAAAUGGAACUAAACACUGUACUUAUCACUUGAACAUAGGGCACAACACCGAGGAGUGCACGAUGUUGAAGGAUAAGGUAGAGGAAUUGAUCCGAGCGGGUCACUUACGGAAGUUUGUGAAGGAAGAAAGGAAGACAAGGAGCCCGCCUAGGAGGACGAGGGUGGAAAGAGGCGAUAGAAGAGAAGACCGGCGGCCCGAGCGCAGGAGGAGUAGAAGCCGCAGCCAUGACCGAUCGCUGCGAGGGACCAUAAACACCAUCUCAGGUGGGUUUGCGGGAGGAUCGUCGGCGUCUGCAAGGAAAAGGAACUUAAGGGAGCUUAAGAGCGUACAUAGGGUAGAUGUGAGGAAGCGGCACAUGCCGCCAAUCACGUUUACGGAUGAAGAUUUCCAUGCUCCCGACCCGAAUGAAGAUGAUCCGAUGGUGAUAACGGCAGUUAUCGCUAGAUAUAGCGUGGGAAAGGUAUUGGUAGAUUAA
Vigna angularis (adzuki bean) is the source of this 1374-nucleotide messenger RNA. RefSeq lists its product as uncharacterized. The record is from RefSeq and is a predicted model, not a curated record. Bases 1 to 1374 code for a protein of 457 amino acids. The transcript has a single exon. NCBI's taxonomy places the organism in Eukaryota, Viridiplantae, Streptophyta, Magnoliopsida, Fabales, Fabaceae.